AUGGCAACGCUUUUAAGAAGAGUUGUCAUGAUGAUCCAUGCUUUCCUUCUAUUUUCUUUCUGUUUUUCAGUUUAUGGUUUUCUACGAGGAGUUGCAUCUCUAGGCAUCAACUAUGGUCAAGUUGGCAGCAGUUUGCCACCACCCGACAGGGUUCUUGAUCUGAUAAGAUCCCUUAAGGUCACAAAAGCAAGAAUCUAUGACACCAAUCCUCAAAUUUUAACAACAUUUGCCAAAUCCAACAUUGAGCUAAUUGUCACAAUUGAAAACCAAAUGUUACCUGUCGUAAUGGAUCCCCAACAAGCACUUCAAUGGGUUAGUACCCACAUCAAGCCUUAUUUUCCGGCCACCAAGAUCACCGGGAUCCAAGUAGGAAAUGAAGUCUUCACCGAUGUCGACACAACACUAAUCGGAUAUCUUGUCCCUGCCAUACUCAGCAUCCAUGAUGCUUUAGUUCAAUUAGGCCUAGAUAAGUACAUUCAGGUUUCGACACCCAGUUCAUUAGCAGUUCUUGACGAAUCUUACCCUCCUUCUGCUGGUAGUUUCAAGAGUGAGGUAUCGGGAGUCAUGUCACAGUUUUUGCAGUUUCUGUCAAGCACUGGUUCUCCAUUUUGGAUCAAUGCCUAUCCAUAUUUUGCUUACAAGGAUGACCCAAACAAGAUUUCCCUGGACUAUGUUCUUUUUAACAAAAAUCCAGGAGUGGUCGAUCCUUUCACUAAACUACACUAUGACAACAUGUUAUACGCACAGGUAGAUGCUGUUGUUUAUGCCAUGUAUAGGUUGGGUUAUGCUGGGAUCGAGGUGAGGGUUUCUGAGACGGGGUGGCCGUCCAAAGGGGAUCCUAGUGAAAUAGGAGCAACCGUUGAGAAUGCGGCUGUUUACAACAGGAAUUUGGUGAGAAGGCAGAUGAGGAAUGAGGGAACACCUUUGAGACCAAAUAUGAGACUGGAAGUGUAUUUGUUUGCCUUGUUCAAUGAAGAAAUGAAGCCUGGACCGACAUCCGAAAGGAACUACGGUCUCUUUCAAACUGAUGGAACCAUGGCUUAUAAUGCGGGCUUCUCUGCCUUGGCCACAACUUCAUCAACAUCAUCAGCAUCCAUUUCUCUUGCUUCCUCUGCGGCUAAGGCCGCAAAGAUGGAAUAUCAAAUCUUGAUGUACUGGCUGCUUGUGUUUUUUAUGACUUUCUAAGUUUUUAUGAGACGACAACAUUAAGCAAUAUGGUGACUGCAUGUAAAUACAUUACAUUUUGGUAA
This is a messenger RNA of Durio zibethinus, 1250 nucleotides long. RefSeq names its product glucan endo-1,3-beta-glucosidase 10-like. Gene Ontology annotation, biological process: carbohydrate metabolic process. Gene Ontology annotation, molecular function: hydrolase activity, hydrolyzing O-glycosyl compounds. Lineage: Eukaryota; Viridiplantae; Streptophyta; Magnoliopsida; Malvales; Malvaceae. The record is from RefSeq and is a predicted model, not a curated record.